Molecule: messenger RNA, 1200 nt
Organism: Camellia sinensis
Lineage: Eukaryota; Viridiplantae; Streptophyta; Magnoliopsida; Ericales; Theaceae
Gene: ICK6
Product: inhibitor/interactor with cyclin-dependent kinase
Biological process (GO): negative regulation of cyclin-dependent protein serine/threonine kinase activity
Cellular component (GO): nucleus
Molecular function (GO): cyclin-dependent protein serine/threonine kinase inhibitor activity
Source: RefSeq, a predicted model, not a curated record
GGUGACAUAGCAGUAAUGGAGCUAGUCUCUCAGUCCUCUCUCGGCGUUCGAACUCGCGCCAAGUCCCUCGCUUUGCAGAGACUCCAAUCAACCACCACCACACCACCACCACCACUACCACCGCCUCCGAACCCUGAAUCAUCUUACCUUCAGCUUCGAAGUCGGAGGCUUGAAAAGGUUCCUCCGUCUCUCAACGACCCUAAGAGACGACAAUCUACUCCGAAACAUGAAAUUUCUAACCCUAACCCUAGUUCGAGGUUGAGGUCGAUUAACUCCGGGUCUGUUGGGUCGGUCUCAAUUAGCUGUUCCAAGGAUGAGGAAGGGUUUAUUCGUGAAUUUACAACUAGGGCAAGCAGAGAAGAUGAUACAGAGGACUACAAUGAUUUGAAUGUUGAGCCUUCGUUUGGAGAGAACAAUCUCGACUUUGAAGGCAGAGAGAGUACUGCAUUUUUAAACAGGAGCACUAGGGAAAGCACACCCUGCAGCUUGAUAAGGGAGUUGGACAGCGCUGGGACCCCCGGUUCUACAACAAGGCGGACAGCUUCAACUCGAAGAAUUCAAAAUGCCAUGCAAAGAAUCAUCCCAACAACACAUGAGAUAGAGGAGUUCUUUGCCUCUGCAGAACAGCGGCAACAGAGACAUUUUACUGAGAAGUACAACUUCGACGUUGUGAAUGAUUUGCCCCUUCCGGGACGCUACGAAUGGGUGAGAGUAAAUCACUAGGCAGGACACAGAUCCGUACAGCGAGGAUUCUGAAGGUUAAGUAGCUGGGUUAGUAGGGGUGGUUCAUUUCUACCACCUCAUCUCGUUCAAUGUAGAAGAAAAGAAGAAGAAAAAAAGCUAAAAGAAAAACAGAGCUGCGAAAGAUGUGUAACAUAACGGAGCCAAUGAAUUACAUUACUAACCAAGUCCAAGUAGGAAAAGAAUGUGGGAAAGAAAAGAAAAAAACAUGUAGUUUUAGGAUCUUUAUGAUGGUUAAGUGAACCAUUGUAAUAUGGAGGGGGGCAUAUAUAAAAUUUGUCGGAUCUUUUCUUGUUGUCUUCUUCUUUGCUUGCUGUUUAUGUAUUUUUUGUCUAUAUUCUGCUGGGGACUCAGGUGAACAAUGAAUGCUCUCUCUGGUAUUAGUAAAUUGUCCAUCUUUUUUGCUUACAAUUGUCUUUUUGUCUUGGUUUUAUUGAUGUCCUGCAAUUUCUUUCUCCC